AUGGACGAUAAUACUUCUACACCGGUGACCCCGCAUAUAGCUAGUGCCUCGAUAUGGGAAGGAAAUCUAGGAGACAUAUAUCCACCCGAUGGAGGAAGCCAACAGGCUAAAGACGUCAUCAAUGCCCUUGAAAGCGCCGGAAUACCAUGCUGCUUAGAUUGGACAAUCUGCGUUCCAACAGAACAAUUAAGCGCUGCAUCAUCUGUUCUACAAUCACAAUCUACUCAUGAAUUGUGCGCUCCCCGUAAUCCGUAUCCUGAAAGGCUGUUUCAUACAUUUCCCCUAUUCAAACUCAAAGGAUCCGUUGCCUGGAUCCAGUUAGUUCCUUCCUCAGAUUGCCAUUUUGAAUGCACCCCUUCCAAUUUCGAGCGGAGCCAUAAAGGUCUUCCCUACGCUCGCCUGGACAUCUUCGCACAAAGCCUACUCGACACAUACGAUUGGGUUGAUCUGGUUGAUCUGGUUGACGGGAUGGACCUUUCUCCAGAAUGGGGUAUCGAAAACUUGCAGCUGGAUGGCACCGUCGACGUCGCUUGGGCUGAGAGAAAGAAUGAGGCUAUUAGGGCGUCUGUGCCUCUAACAGACUCAUCGUGUCUUCUUGAGGUUAACACGACGCCGUGGGGGAGAAGAGAGAUUUGGGAGAGAAUUGUGGGGGGUAAACAGAGUAGGAUUGGUCCUGAAAUUCCCAAGGAGUUUUGGGCGACGAGGUUUCGGCCGAAGGGCGAUCAGGAUCCGAGGUUACCGCGUGAGAAACGAGCAUUCGAUCCCUUGAAAGAUGUCGAGUGCUCCGGUGAUCCUAGUAAUUACGACGUUGUGGUUGUGAAUUGGGGUCAAGUGGCGGAAACUUGA
Molecule: messenger RNA, 846 nt
Organism: Lachnellula hyalina
Lineage: Eukaryota; Fungi; Ascomycota; Leotiomycetes; Helotiales; Lachnaceae
Exons: 2
Coding region: 1-846 (281 amino acids)
Source: RefSeq, a predicted model, not a curated record